AUGCCUAAAGCUUACGGGAAUAGCCACAAACGGCAAACAAGACCGGACACUGGGCCGAGACGAGUGCGGGGACCAUAUGCUCUGGGAGGAUGCCUUACCUGUCGACGGCGCCAUGUCAAAUGCGAUCAGGUCAAACCGGUCUGCCUCACAUGUCAGGCUUGCGGAGAAACAUGUGACGGAUUCUCAGACGACUUGUGCUGGGUCGGAGCAUCAUCGUCUAGCAAGCGUGAAUCGCCUGCCGACCCCAGUCAAGGCUCAAGGCGGCAUCUCUACACUGAUGAUCUGAUAUUUUGGGCUGACAAUAGAAUUAGUGAUUGGGACGGAUACAUUGUAUGGGACGAUCUUUUCACGCUCGAUAUCGAGAACACCCCUUGGAUGCCGUCAGCCACUGGAUAUACGGAUCGGGGAUUACUCGAAAGUGCUCCCGACUUCCAAACGCCGACUGACCUCGGAUAUUCCAGAACGGCACGCAUCUCCCACACUGAAUCAUACAUGUCAAUGAAUACUCUUCCCUUAAUGCCCUCUUUCAAAGAUGAACUCGGGGCUGUAGAUUGGCAUUCUACUGACAUCACCUUUCUUCUAAGAAAUUUCAACUCUGUAGUCAUGCCGCGGAUGGCCUCAGUUCCUCUGGCGAAGAAGUUUGCGUGGGGGCCGAUGCAUCACGAACUGGCAGUACAGACUCUGGCUGAGGUCACAUUUCUCAAGAAACCAGAGGUAAAUGAAGCCAAGCUCGCGAAUUUGCACUCAUGGCUCAUGCUUGCUAAUGGAAAAGUUCAGUGGGUGACUUCUAAUCAGGCUGAGGCACGGCGAUUCCAGCUCGAGGCCGAACGACUUGUGCGGUUUCGUGGGCUUUCAAAGCGGAACAUUUCACGGAGAAUACGCCUGCUGCAUCAUGCUUAUACAUGGAAUAGAAUCGUCGGCGAGAGUACUUAUGUGCUUCACGAUUAUGGAACUUUUCAGCAUGCCAUCAGCGCUAGUGUUGGGGAGCCGGCAACAUCUGACGGGGCAGAGGCCAAUAUCAUGGCAAACGAGUCUUCCAGCCAUGAUACACAAGAGAACACACGGUUAGACGACUUUCUCCGAAUCGGACACCGUUUUGAAGAAGUUGGUAGCCACCUUGAAGGACAAAAAGAUGCCCAAGCCGGGACCGAAGAUAUCCAUCUAGAAGACCCACGUACUAGUGUUGAGGAUGGCUUUCAUGUCAUUUACGGCAUACCUGAGCAAUGGCUUAGUCUGCUAUCACGCACCACACGGCUAGCAAACUGGUUGGAUGCUACCGAGAUUCCCCAGAGGUUAAGCAACAAUCGGCUUGUGGAGAUAUUGGAACGCCGGGCUCAAAGUCUCGAAGACGCUAUCUGCUCUUUUGUUGAGAGUCGAAAUCUAUCUGCAAGCAUCGACGCCAAUGACCCGCCAAACGUGUGCAUGUUCAGAUGCCUUACAGCGGCUCUGCUCAUCUUUUUCUACCGGCGCAUCCGCAACGUUCAUCCUCUCGUGCUUCAAGUCUAUGUCGACCAGAUAAUCCGGGGAUUGGAAAUAUUUGACGAUUCGCUAGCACGGCAUGGGCAGGCUGGACCUGGCUCUGCAUGGGCAGCCUUCAUCGCUGGAUGCGAGGCAAUGGGAGAGUCGAGACGGGAGAAGUUACGGCAGUGGAUGGAUCGAGCCUUCGACAGUUAUGCUGCUAUUCUGAUCCAAUAUGUCAAAGGACUGAGGGAUCUUGCGCUGCACGGUACACUAAAACAAGCUGGGUUACCCCCUCUUACUCCAAAACCACAUCCGCAAUUACGCCAUGCCGCCCGAGGAUUCUUCUGCAACCAAGCCAAAGCCAAAGCGAUCGAGAGCAGACUGAUGGUUCUACCAGGCUGUUACACGUGUAAAAUACGCAAAGUGCGGUGCGGAUCUCCCCGUGAUGGUGGCCACGCGACGUUGUCAGCGUGUGCAAAUUGUGAGAGACUUGGGUUGCCAUGUCAAUGGAACAAGCCCGCCGAAGGAGAGAAUUAUACCCCGCCGCCGAAACGUCGAAGAACCGUCGGAAACCGCCGCAGAGGCCAAGAUGGCGACGCGUCGCCAUCGCCUCUCCCACAACAGAUCCUCCAGGAAGGUUCCAACGAGCCUGCUGAAUCAAUUCAAUCAGCCGAUGCAGCUGAGUUCGAACCACAGGCUUUCACGGAUCUUACAGAUCUCCAAUUAGAUCUGCCUGAGGAGUUUGACUUCGAUGCCGGCCUAGGCGUAGAGCCGAAUUUAUUUUGGUCUGGGGAAGGGGUAGACUUUAUCCCUCUCCCUCUCAUAGAAUCAACUCCUAUGUUGUUCCAAACAACUGCGGAUAACUAUUUACAAGUGGAGAUGCCCCCAGUGGCUCAACUUCCUUGUUUUAGCCCGGACACCGACCAGGAUCCACUUGGUCAAGACACUGACAUAUCCGCGUUUUCGAUUACAGGCAACGUCGAUACUCGGCGAUUGAUACAGCAUUAUCUUGAAGUCAUGAAUGGCUAUUCAAAGGUAACUGAUCAUGGCACUAACAAUAACAAUCUCUUCAUUGCAGCAUUCUCGAAGUCGCUGUUCUUUAUGCCGCUCUACUACGCAAUCUUAUCAUUCUCUGCAUCUCAUCUGUCAUUACAGGAUCCAUCACUUGCUGGUACAGCCUGUCGUCUCGAGAAUCUCGCUGAGGAGCAUUUCAAUCGUGCCUUCCAAGAUUAUACAGCAAAAGUAGAAGGUCUCCUAUCUGCGCUCUUUGUUCGCGUCAAGAGAGUGCACGUUAUGGGAGAGAGCGUCAGUUCCUUCUUGAGACUCAUAUCCAUCGCCACCGAGAUCAUCUUUAGCAAACAAGGACGAGAAGCGUUGGAGACACCCUCGGAAUUAUCGGGACGGAUUGUUCUCCGCCUUGCUACUCUUGAUGCUAGGGCUUCGUGUUAUAGAUUAGGCGGCGGGCUUCUGGUCAGACGAUUACGCGAGAUUCCUUCGCUCUCCUUCAUUUUUAAGUUUGAGGAUAAUGAAUCAUCGUCAACGAGUGCAUUUGUUCAUCUGUUGCGUGCUGACAUUCUUCGCAUGCGAGUUGGGCAGCUCGACCUGAGGGUUCACGAACAUAAGGGCUCAGUCGAACUUGACGAGGUAGAAAUGCUACAAGCAGAUAUAAAGACUCUCAUUCAUCGGUGGGAGCAGCACCUAUCAAAGUAUACCAAAGAAGGGGCCACAGUCUCGGCUUUGCCUGCGGGUGUGUACGGCUGUUAUACCGUGUUGGGUGCUCUCCACUCAGCUUUACUGUACCUUCACAGUGUUUAUGUAAGUAAUGGCUUUUUACCCCGAUACAUAAUGGAAGCUGAUUUCUCAUAG
Fusarium oxysporum Fo47 is the source of this 3327-nucleotide messenger RNA. RefSeq names its product transcription factor domain-containing protein. The transcript has 7 exons. The coding region runs from base 1 to 3327 and encodes 1108 amino acids. Gene Ontology annotation, cellular component: nucleus. The record is from RefSeq and is a predicted model, not a curated record. Gene Ontology annotation, biological process: positive regulation of transcription by RNA polymerase II. Gene Ontology annotation, molecular function: transcription cis-regulatory region binding; DNA-binding transcription factor activity, RNA polymerase II-specific; zinc ion binding. Lineage: Eukaryota; Fungi; Ascomycota; Sordariomycetes; Hypocreales; Nectriaceae.